Molecule: messenger RNA, 3229 nt
Organism: Terrapene triunguis (Three-toed box turtle)
Lineage: Eukaryota; Metazoa; Chordata; Testudines; Emydidae
Gene: CHIC1
Product: cysteine rich hydrophobic domain 1
Exons: 6
Coding region: 1-537 (178 amino acids)
Source: RefSeq, a predicted model, not a curated record
AUGAGCGUACUGCUCCCCAAUAUGGCAGACUUCGACACUAUCUAUGAGCUAGAGGAGGAGGAGGAGGAGUCCGAGCCGGUGGUGAGGAGCCAGGAGCUGCCCCGGCCCCGAGACGCGCCAGACCCUGUGGCGGUACGGGGCGCCGGGCACAUCACCGUGUUUGGCUUGAGCAACAAAUUUGACACAGAAUUUCCCUCUGUCCUGACAGGAAAGGUUGCUCCAGAAGAAUUUAAGACUAGUAUCAGCCGUGUGAAUGCGUGUUUAAAGAAGAAUCUCCCUGUCAAUGUAAAAUGGCUGCUUUGUGGUUGUCUUUGCUGCUGCUGCACCCUGGGUUGCAGCCUGUGGCCUGUUAUCUGUCUUAAUAAAAGAACUAGAAGAUCAAUUCAGAAGUUGCUAGAAUGGGAAAAUAACAGACUAUAUCAUAAGCUUGGUUUGCACUGGAAGCUGAGUAAAAGGAAAUGUGAAACUAGCAAUAUGAUGGAAUAUGUAAUACUAAUAGAAUUCUUACCAAAAUAUCCCAUAUUUCGACCUGACUGAGGACCAGUAUUCAGUCUUUCAUGUUACCUGCCAUUUCCUACUCUUAGUGCCUUGUAGCUGAUUUUGGAAAGAAGAUGGUCUACUUUGCUGUGACUUUAAAAAUGUUAUUUGGUAGAAUAUCUUCCUUGCUAUGUUAUUUUCUUUUGUUUAAGAAGAAAACAAUUUGCACAUUUUUUUAUGUUAAAUGAGGCUUCUAUGUUGCACUCUGAAUUUUUAACAUUAACAAUAAUAGAUAUAGUUGCCACUAAGGAUCUAACAUCAGUGCUGCUUAAAACUUGUUUUGAGCAUGCUGCCUUAUUAAUUUCCAUACUUACUGUUUCCACAUGUACAUCCUAACUCUGUAUCAUAUUGUAUUUCAUUCUAAAAUCACAUUUCUAUAAAUCCUCAAUAGAAACAUCCAAGUAAGCUUCCAGUAGUUAGCAAUGAUUUUACUAUAACUUGCUUGCAUAGGACUUGCAAUUAACAGCACUGGUUUUGUCCCGCACUUUGCAAAAUCAUCACUUACAUUAGAGGGUUAAUUAUUUUAUCCCCUGUGGAUUUGUAAAUAGUGCCUCGUUGCAUAAUGUAAAGUGUGGUAUGUCAAGGUUUACAGAAUGUAAUAUAGCUCUGAUUGUAUUGCCAACAGUUCUACAUAGAUUUAUUAAUGACAUUUAUUAGCAUCCUGAUUGUAUGGACCCAUUCAUAUGCCAUUUUUAUGGUAAAGCCAUAAUGAGUUUGUACAUACUAUCAGGUGUAGGGCUCAGAUGCACUUUGUUAGUAAAUGGAUGAAAAAUGCAUAGCAUUUCUGUGUUUCUUCAGAGAUUUUUCAGGUGUCUUGGUUAGUACCUGAAAUAAGGAAUCUUAAGUAUUCUCAUCUUUUGGACAAGUUGUAUUUGUGGAGUAGACUGCAACUAAUAUAUUAUCAGACUAUCCUAAAAGCCUAUUUUAAAGACACAAAUAUAUGGAAGUCAGGAAAAAAUGUGUAAAAAAAAAAAAAAAAGCAAAGAAGCAAAUUUAAAGUAAUUGGACUGAAUUGUUAUAACUAAAGCCAACUACUUGGGACAGGUAAAUCAAUACAGAAGAAACAUUAAACUUAUUAUUUUUAUAGCACAGUGGUACCUGAUAUUUUUUAUAUAUUAAGCAGUUAACUAAAACUGCAUCCUUUCCAGAAUGAAAAAGGAGCAGCAUACAUAUUGUCAAACAGAAUAACAGAGAACCACAAAACAGUUGUUUGAUGUGAGCCAUGAUGAGUUGAUAUUUGCCUCAAGGAGCUUUAUCGUAACUUAGUGUCCAGGCAUUGCUUUACAGUUAUUUGGAUUCUUUGUGAUGCUAUUUGGUGCCUACGUUUUCCAGUUCCAGAUUGAUUUUAGACUUUCCUCUGAAAUAUUAAUCCAUAGUGAAAAGGAAUGGUACAAACCCUGGUUGGAAUUGAAGAAAGCAUUUAAACCAUUGAAUUUAAAUAGCUGCAGUUGACAUGACUUCUAGCAGACUGUCAUGACAGUGGUGAGGGACAGAGAGCCAGUUACAGGCAUGUAGUCUUGUUGAGUCAAAUUCUUCAUCCUUUUUGUUGCUCAGCUGAGGAACAAGAAACUCCUGUACUUGUGAUUUAAUUUCCAACCACAGCUGCCAAGAGUGAUGCUUCAAGCUGAGAAAUUUGAAUGCUGAAAUGGAUUGUCAGCUUAGUAGACAGGGUUCAGUUCACGUUAGUAGAUCAGUGUCAGCUAACUGCAUUUUAAAACACUAGAAUGUAAGUACUUUAAAAAAAAUCUACAAUAAUGUCUGACUAUAAACUUAGCUGAAACUUUUUUAUUACAGAACUACAAAAAGCAUAGACCCAUUUCAACAUAAUAUGGCACUAAGGGUGGGAAGCAGAGGGAAUGCUUAAAGACUCGGAGAAAAUAGAGUGCAAAACAGAAUUGGAAUAGCAUGCCUAAUUUUAUAUUCACUUCUGUUAAAACAGGAUUCUGGGCAGUAAGUGUUGCUAAUAAAAGAAUAAUUGUAAGCAUUUUUAAUACCUUAAAAUCUUAAGUAACGGAAGCUUCUUACUGUUAUGCUAGAGGUUGUUAAUAAUUAUUCCCUCUCAUUUUUGUUAACCAACAGCCCAGAAACCACACCACGCUCUUUAUUUCCUUCCCUCAUUUGAGUGGCUAUAUUUUCAGAAUGUUCCUCUGCAGCUGAGGGGACAAGAAAGCCAAUGAGAGUUUGAUGUCAUGAGUAGUAGUGAAUAUUGAAUACUCUUUAGUCUCAUAGCUAUUAGCAGUCCUUCCCCUUAGACGGAAGUCUGUGUCUGACCUUAGGAUAUGCAGGUCAGAAUUGUUCCAUCUGAUUUAUAACACAUUUUUGUGAAACACUGCCAGGCUGAGAGAAAAUACCAUCAGCUCUCCCCAGUUAGACAGUAUGUUCAAUGGGUUAUUAAUUUAGAAGACUUGCACUUGUAUCUGUAUGAAAAUGACACAUUUAAGAACAUAAAUUCUAUAGGUUUUUUUUAAAUGUCAGAUUACAAAUCGUUUAGUCUUCACCCCCAUUAAAAUUUAGUUCAAAAACGGGCACCUAAAUUUUGCCCAGCUAUGAGGCAAUACUAGCAAAUGGCCUGGAGCAUGAGAGCCAAGACAGCUGAUUACAGCAAACUUCAUCUGAAUAAAGAGGUAAUUUUGGAUUGUGUUACAAAUGCCAACAUUCAAAUGACAUAGCUCAUUUUUCUCAUUUAAAGAUU